AUGCCUCCCAGACCAAGUGUUAUCCACGUCGCAGAUGCCGAUGAGUCCACGGCCUCCGAGCAAGACGUGGGAGCAUCCGCAUCGCGGAGUCAUGGUGCCAUCUCGAGGAAACGGAAGCUCGGCCCUUUUGAUGAGGAGAAAGUCGAAUGGACAGACGACUCAGACGAGCCAACGCUGGACGCUUUCAGAAAGCGCAAGAAGAGCGACAUCGCGGCCGAACGUAAAGGGAAGGGCAAAGCUGGUGCAAAGGCAUCCUCGUCUGCGCCCAAACACAAAAUUGCAAAAGCUGCCGCAAAAAAGAAGCGCGCCGAUGGUUUGUCCUCAGGAGACGAAGACUCACUAGAACACGCUCUUCCUGGCUACCUGCAGGCGCGUCGCAGACAAUUCAAUGCCCGCGUCGAGAGACUGCGUGUCGCCGGACUGGUGCUUCCCCCAACCUACGAAGACAUCGAGUUCUCUGAAGAUGAAAGUUCAGGAGCACUCCAUGAGAAACCCCAGUUUGAUGAAAGAAGCGGGAUAAAGCCAAGCCGCCCACACAGGGAUAUUUUCCUUGAACAGUCGGCAGGUGUGAUACCUGCGUCGAUUGCGCAGUAUCUUCGUGACUACCAAGUCGAAGGUGUCAGAUUCCUCCACCGUCUCUUCGUCUACCAGGAAGGUGGUGUACUAGGAGAUGAUAUGGGUCUGGGGAAGACCGUGCAAGUGGCAGCGUUCCUUACGGCUAUGUUUGGCAAAACUGGGGAUCAGCGAGACGCAAAGAGAAUGAGAAAGCUCCGCAACACCAGUGGUCAUUGGUAUCCAAAAGUGCUCAUCGUGUGCCCAGGAUCCUUGACUCAGAACUGGAAACAAGAGCUGGACCGAUGGGGCUGGUGGGUCACUGACCUCUACCACGGAGCGAACAAAGACGACGUCCUGGGCACCGCAAGGGCCGGCAGGCUUGAAAUCAUGAUCACCACCUACACGACAUACAAAAACAAUUGUGACGCCGUAAAUCGGGUCGCCUGGGAUGUUGUAGUUGCUGACGAGUGUCACUGUCUCAAGGACAUCUCGGCAGAAGUGACGAGAGCCAUGAAUGACGUCAACGCCUUGUGUCGCAUCGGUUUGACAGGCACUGCGAUACAGAACAAAUAUGAAGAACUGUGGACAUUACUGAACUGGACCAACCCCGGGUUAUUUGGAACAAAGUCGGAGUGGACACACACGAUCAGUAAGCCAUUGACAAUCGGUCAAUCACACGAGGCUACAUUUCAGCAGCUCAGCAAGGCAAGAAGAACCGCCAAAAAGCUGGUGGAGAACCUCCUACCACAAUUCUUCCUGCGGCGAAUGAAGAGCCUGAUUGCCCACCAGUUACCCAAAAAGAGUGACAGAGUUGUAUUCUGUCCCCUGUCCGAGCUACAGCGCGAAGCCUAUGAGACCUUCCUGAAAAGUCCGUUGGCCCAGCUCGUGAAGACAGCAUACGAUUAUUGCGAUUGCGGUUCUCGGAAGAAAAGUGGAUGGUGCUGCUACACAGAGACUGACGAAGGGGAAUCGUGGAAAGCGCUCGUUUUCCCUCUAGUCAUGUCACUGCAGAAACUGUCAAGCCAUCUCACAUUGCUGAUCCCGUCGCAUUCAGAGACAGCCGAGAAGCAUCACCGGGACAUCCGGUAUCUAAAAGCCGCUAUGCCUAACAGGUGGAAGGAGCUCUAUAGUCAACGCGAUUCUUUGCUCAACCUGGCCAACCCCGAAUUCUGUGGCAAAUGGGCGGUUCUCAAGAAGCUGCUCAAGUACUGGCAUUCGAACGGGGACAAAGUUCUGGUCUUUUCUCACAGUGUCAGGCUAUUGAGGAUUCUCCAGCACCUGUUCAACAAUACCAGCUACAAUGUUAGCUAUCUUGACGGAUCUUUAUCGUAUGAAGAGCGGCAAAACACUGUAGACGACUUCAACUCAGAUCCCAAUCAAUUUGUGUUCCUGAUUUCUACAAAGGCGGGCGGUGUUGGUCUUAACAUCACAUCGGCCAACAAAGUCGUAAUUAUGGACCCUCAUUGGAAUCCGUCUUACGAUCUCCAAGCACAAGACCGUGCUUAUCGUAUUGGCCAGGUCCGAGAUGUCGAGGUUUACCGCUUGAUCUCUGCGGGGACCAUCGAGGAGAUUACCUACGCGAGACAGAUAUACAAGCAACAGCAAGCCAACAUCGGGUAUACUGCCUCGAACGAACGACGAUACUUCAAAGGAGUUCAAAACGAAGCCGGUCGGAAAGGCGAGAUCUUCGGGAUUAACAAUCUGUUCACUUUCCAUGCCGACCAGGUCAUGCUGAGGGACAUCGUCAACAAGACCAACAUUGCCGAAGCUCGAGCUGGAGUGAGCCUUAUGGAUGUGGAUAUGGAGAAGGCUGUGGAGGAUGCAUCCCAGAGUGGUUUGAUCAAAAGAGAGAAAGACGUUGAUAAUGGAGAUGGUGGGCUCGGCCAGUUGGCAGAAAUUCUCACUAACGAUGACAAGGCAACAAGCUCAGGCAAGAAACCGUCUCAGAAACGAAAGAGCGAUGUUGUACAAGCCAUUCUCGCAUCGGCGGGGGUGGAGUACACGCACGAGAACUCCGAAGUCGUUGGUUCCUCCAAGGUCGAGGAUCGCAUCUCGCGUCAAGCAGAACUUGAGGCCAGUCAAAACGUGGAUGCGACAGGCCGCGCCAUCUUCCUCGAUAGCCAGAACAUUGAUGGCUUCGAGGCAGGUUUGGAGGUCUCCUCGAGCUUCCAGUAUAACCCACCAGACGAUGUCAUGGAGCGACAGUUCUGCACUAUGGCGCAAACAUUCGGCUUUCCAAGUGCCACCGAGUUCGCGUUGGCUGUCGAGGGCAUGACCCAGGAGCAACGAAGGAACACGUUGGACUUAUUCUACAAGAAAAGACUUGAACGGCUGAAGGAGUCAGGCCUAGUGAAGUCAGAGCACGCAGACAGGCUCAAAGCUGAGGUCAAGCACAAUAUCAAAGAUGAAGUCAUUGAUGAAACCAAAGACGAGAUUAAGGGGGAUACUCCUCUGAAGUCAGUAAAGGAGGAAGAAGAGAGAACUCUGAUGGUGCCGCAAGGGGAUGCGCAACCAACAAGUCGGGAUGAGGUCUUCGACAGCAGCGUUCAAGUGAAGAGGGAAGAGCUGACAACCAUUUUGAACCCCAAAUCCUCGGCUUUGAUAUGGCUCUCGGAUGACGAUGAAACGGAUGAAUUGUGA
Messenger RNA from Neoarthrinium moseri, 3195 nucleotides. RefSeq lists its product as uncharacterized. The coding region runs from base 1 to 3195 and encodes 1064 amino acids. Lineage: Eukaryota; Fungi; Ascomycota; Sordariomycetes; Amphisphaeriales; Apiosporaceae. The record is from RefSeq and is a predicted model, not a curated record. The transcript has a single exon. Gene Ontology annotation, molecular function: ATP binding; ATP-dependent chromatin remodeler activity.